AUGCAAAAUACAGUAAUACGUGCAAUAUUUGUCGCAAUAAAUGGUUUAAUAUUUAUCGGAUCGAUAAUUCUUAAUCUCUUAGCUAUUGUUUAUAUAUUAUCAACACGAGAUAAAACAACAAUAUCCAUACUCGUGGUUAAUUUAGCUAUAGCUGAUAUUAUUCAUGCUAUGGGUAUUAUUUUCUUCAGUAGUAAUUUAUUUACACGUAGUUGGAUAUUCGGUGAAUUCGGAUGCAAAUUCAGUUUAACUACGGAUGUUCUUUGUACAGUGGUUAUUGUUUAUACAGUUGCAGCUUUAAGUAUCGAACGUUACAUAGAUGCACGUUCAACAUUAACAGCAAAAUUUCGUUCAUUAGUUACAUUUGCAUCAUUAGUUCUUAUAUGGACACUUGGUCUUUUAGUGUCAUAUCCAUUUAUUUUUUAUACUUUUCUGCUUGAUACAAGUAGUAAUACAACAAAAAAUUCCACAGCAACAGCAACAACAGCAACAUAUUCAUGUCAAUCACAUUUAACUGAGAGAGAAUUACUUGUUCAUGAAAUAGUUCUUUAUGUCAUUGCUUUUUUAAUACCAUAUUCAAUAAUUGUUUUAUUUUCGUUGAAAUUACUUAAAUUUUUACGUUCAUGGUUAAAACGUAAAGAAAAAUUGACACGUACAAGUGUGUCAAGAAAACGAACACGUGGUGUUAAACUUGUUUUAUGUAUUGUUUUAUCAUUUCUUAUAUGUUAUACACCAUUUUGGGCAUUUAAAUUUUAUACACGUUUUAUUGUUGAUGAAAAUGUUGUACAACGACCAAUAUUACAACGUAUUUUAUCAUAUGUACAUUUACUUGUUGUUUUACUUAAUCAUUUUGAAAGUGUACUUAAUCCACUAUUUUUUAUUGUAUUAACUGAACGUUUUUGUAUAACAUUUUCAAAACAUCGAGAAAGACAUUCAAGAUUAUUUGGACCAUCAUCAGCUAUUUUAUUAGCUGGAGGAAAAAAAUCUACUAAAACAGCAACAUCAACAUUAACAUCAAUAGCAAGAAAUACAGAAACAAAUAGUCUUUUAACAUUUCAUAAUAAUCAUGUGGACAUUAAACAUAAAUUACCUAUUGUUGUUCAAUCUUUGUAA
Molecule: messenger RNA, 1110 nt
Organism: Adineta steineri
Lineage: Eukaryota; Metazoa; Rotifera; Eurotatoria; Adinetida; Adinetidae
Source: the annotation of a GenBank genome assembly